AUGGCUACUUUCCGCCGCUUUCGCCCUGAGGAUGUUAACAAGUUCUCUAAGUGCAACCUAGACCCUCUCACGGAGACAUAUGAGCUGGCGUUCUACUUGCAAUACUAUGCCAGAUGGCCCUCCAUGUUCCAGGUCUGUGAGGAUAUGAAUGGAAACAUAAUUGGCUACAUUAUGGGCAAACUUGAAUCGUCGCCCGAUGUUUACAAAUACUCCGAACAUUACCUCCCCUGGCACGCCCACGUCACUGCGCUGACCGUUGCGCCUGAAGCGAGGAGGCUGGGCAUCGGCAAGAUCUUAACCGAAUUGCUGGAGGCUCCAGCCAACGCCAACGACGCCUGGUUUGUCGACUUGUUUGUCCGAACGAGUAAUCAUAAGGCGAUCGCCUUCUAUAAGAGCUUGGGGUACAGCGUCUUUCGCGUGGUCAAGGACUACUACGGCGACCACGCCACGGACCCGACCCGAGACAGCGAGGACGCCUAUGACAUGAGGAAGCCUAUGAAGAGGGACACAAAGCUCCAGCACAUUAGAGAUGACGGCGAGAAGCAUGAAGUUGAUCCAUCCGAUGUAUGGUGA
This is a messenger RNA of Colletotrichum truncatum, 573 nucleotides long. RefSeq names its product acetyltransferase. Gene Ontology annotation, molecular function: protein-N-terminal amino-acid acetyltransferase activity. NCBI's taxonomy places the organism in Eukaryota, Fungi, Ascomycota, Sordariomycetes, Glomerellales, Glomerellaceae. The record is from RefSeq and is a predicted model, not a curated record. Gene Ontology annotation, cellular component: NatB complex. Gene Ontology annotation, biological process: N-terminal peptidyl-methionine acetylation.